GGGGUGUAAAUCACUUCUGCCUCUUUAAGAGGUCGCUGGUUCAGUGCAGCGGGGAUUUUUUCCCCACUUUUUCUCCGCAGCCACGCAGCGCGAUGAGGAGCAUCGCCGAGGCGAAGCCAUGCGCGCCGGGACCGCCUGCCUGCUGCGCCUCAGCGCGCUCUGCAUCAUCCUGCUCUCCCACGCAGCAGCAGCUUACUUCGGGCUCACGGGCCAGGAGCCCUUGGCGUUCUUGUCGGGCCCGUACAGCAGUACGGAGUCCUCGGGUGGAAAGGCGCACGUGAAGCAGUGCGAGCAGAUGGCGCUGACGCGGCGUCAAAAGCGCGCGUGCCGCCGCGAGCCGGGUUUGGCGGAGACGCUGCGGGAGUCGGUGCGCCUCAGCCUGAUGGAGUGCCGCUACCAGUUCCGCAACGAGCGAUGGAACUGCAGCAUGGACGGACGAGGAAGCCUGCUGAAGCGAGCUUUCAAAGAGACGGCAUUCCUCCUGGCAGUGUCCUCAGCAGCUCUGUCACACACACUGGCCAAAGCAUGCAGUUCAGGCCGUAUGGAGCGCUGCACAUGUGACGACACUCCGGGUCUUCAACAGCGUGAAGCCUGGCAGUGGGGAGUGUGUGGAGACAACCUGAAAUACAGCACCAGGUUCCUUAAGAAGUUCCUGGGCCAGAAACGGGUUAGCAAGGACCUGCGGGCUCAGGUCGAUUCACAUAAUAUAAACGCCGGCAUCCGGGCUGUAAAGAACGGGCUGGUGAUGACCUGCAAGUGUCACGGCGUCUCCGGCUCAUGUGCAGUCCGCACGUGCUGGAAGCAGCUCUCACCUUUUUAUGUGACAGGCCAGCUCCUGAAGUAUCGCUAUGACACGGCCGUACGCGUCCUCAGUGUCACCAACGUGGCCACCGGUGACACCGAGCUGGCCGGACCUGCACGUCGAGGCGACACAGCUCCUCGGCCUCACCUCUCUGAGCUGGUGUUCCUAGAAGAGUCACCUAGCUUCUGCCGCCCGUCUCGGUACUCAGCCGGUACAUCUGGUCGCACCUGCGCCAAGGACACGAGCUGCAGCAGCCUUUGCUGUGGACGCGGCUACAACACGGCUCUACGUCUCGUCACGCUGUCCUGCAACUGCCAGGUACGGUGGUGCUGCCAUGUCGAAUGCCAAACCUGUGUCCGAGAAGAGGAGGUAUACACGUGCAAGAAGCACUGAUUAAAAUAGAGAAAGAGAGUAAAGAGUUAAAGGUGAUUUGAAUGGAUUUAAUGCCUCAAUUUCUGGGCAAAGUUGGACAAGACCCCCAAACCCUCCUCCCACCAAGGCAUCGCUGUCUGAAAUAGGGUUGUGCUCUUGCUGGCAUGGAAGAAAAAGGAACAUUGUGGGAAUUCUGUGAUCCUCACCCCACAAGUUUGCUCCAUGCAAGAAGUCACUCAUAGAGGUCUUAUCUCCUUCUCUCUGAAUGUACUCAAUGGAAAAUCCUCACGAGCAGGUGCCAUGAAUCACAUUGGUGGACUCCGAAUGGAUUUGAAAAAAACUUUGAGACAGUAUACAGAUUAUUUACCUGUAUGUCAAUCUGUCCUUCUGCCUGUGUUUAAAAAAAAACAUAAGGGUCAAAUAUUAUGCUGAUAUUAUAAAGCACUUAAAUUUAUCAUGCGAUUGGUGUGUGUUUGGUAGGAGGAAAAUGUAUCAUUAAUGUAUCAUUAUUAUACAUUAUACUGUAUCACAUUCUUAAAAAAAACCACGCAAUCAUUUGUCUGACACCGCGGCAAUGUACAUUAGUCUUGACCUCAAGUGUUCAGAAAUCCUGUAACAGGCAACCCAACACACAAGUGAGCACUCCAGUAUGUUGAUAGUGUGCGGUCAAGAUUUCCGACAGCUGCGUAAAAUUUGUGAAACAUCUGCUCACUUAUUGUAGUGUCUUUAGAGUGCACUUUGCCAGCAAAGACAUAUGAUGACCUCAUUCCCAGAACAAACUUACUGCCCACUUUGGCAUCAUCUAAAGCUCUUUCAUGUCUGGCGAAAGUCUUUGAAAUUUCUCAUUGCACCCCAUUAUUAUUUUCUCUCUUACUAAUCAGAGGACAUAACAACUCUUAAUCACUCGGCGCUCGUCUCAGAGGUCACACAUGGACCGCACAGCAAGUCUUAGUCAUGCAGCCUUAAUGUCUUUAACGUUGGAUGUGUUUUGUGUUACAUACAUACAUAUUUGCAUCUCUAUAUAUUGUGCAAAUCCGUCAUAGAGCUAAAGUACUACUGCUGAAGUACUACUUUUUAUGAACAUUCAGAAACCAUAUGCAUUUACAUGCAGUUAAAUAUUAUCAAACCCAAAGCUGAAACCUGUUAGAGAAUAUGUUCUUACUUGUGCAAUAUGUGUGUGUGUGUGUGAGAGAAAGGAAUAGAAAAAGUGCAUGUGAUUGUGUGCACAGGAAGAGAAAAAAAUCGCCCACAUCAAUCAAGCUGUUGAAGGUCCAAGUCUCACGGUUGGUGAACCGAGGGACGUAAAAACGCGGUUUGCUUCUGGACAUUUCACUUUCCAUAAGGGUUUUUUAUAUGGUUUUGGCUAUAUAUAUAUAUAAAAAACACACAAAAACAAAGGUUGUGUGUAAUCCUGUCAACAUUUAAAAAAAGGAAAGAAAGACAUUAAUAUAUCUCAUGUAUUUUAUAUUCUCCACACUCAUUUCAAUUCACAAGCAUGAGGAAAAAGCUGUAAGCUGUUUAAAUCCUAUUUUCCUUUGCAAUAUUUGAGCUUUAGAGACCCAGACUGAGGAUAUCUUUACAAUAAGUGCGAUUAUGCCUGAAUGUCAGCGUGAGAGAGAUACACUCAUUGAGGGAGCACAUGCAAAUGUCUCCAAACCAUUGCAGAAGCAAGACAGUUCCUUACAUAUCCAUGUGUGUGUGUGUCUAUGUGUGUGUGUGUGUGUGUGUGUGUGUGUGUGUGUGUGUGUGUGUGUGUGUGUGUGUGUGCUAAAAUGUAAAAUGCAUACAGUGUUUUAUUAUAAUCGUUCGUUACGUAGCUGUAGGUUUGCCUUCAUGAUCUUUUAACAGUAUAUUUUACUCCAAAUAAGGCACAUUUUCUCCUGUGGGACCUUUUUCUUUCUACCUCACCUGCUUUUUGGGAAAAUUGAAUAUUUAAGAAAAAAGAAAUUGUUAUAUUUAGAUCUCAAUAGAUAUUUAAAACAAGAGCUACAAGCAAAACACCUCAGAGCUAGUGUGUACACCUUUAGAAAUGCACAUUCUGACCUAUUUCUUUAUUUAAUACUUAUAUUGUUUCUUGAAUAAUAGUUAUGAUGUUAACCUUUGUAUAGACUGGUUUAUAUAUUUGAUAUCAGCUUUUGAAAAAUCCCCAAAUAAAGCUGAAACUUUGACCUAA
Messenger RNA from Silurus meridionalis, 3347 nucleotides. It is a transcript of the gene wnt9b, whose product is annotated as wingless-type MMTV integration site family, member 9B. The record is from RefSeq and is a predicted model, not a curated record. Gene Ontology annotation, cellular component: extracellular region. Lineage: Eukaryota; Metazoa; Chordata; Actinopteri; Siluriformes; Siluridae. Gene Ontology annotation, biological process: neuron differentiation; cell fate commitment; multicellular organism development. The coding region runs from base 119 to 1195 and encodes 358 amino acids. The transcript has 4 exons. Gene Ontology annotation, molecular function: cytokine activity; frizzled binding.